AUGUUAUCCUCUCUAAAGAGCCAAGAUACAUCGAAAGUUUUCACCACGCUGGCUUCUAUUGCCACUUCCGCAAUUCUUGUCCGAACCAUUUACGAGGUCCGAAGACACUUCUUCACCUCCAACUACAAAUCUUCUCCCUAUUUCUCUCGUCGAAAGACUAUCAUUAUAGAGGAACACAAAGAGGACGACUUGCUUAACAAAGAAUUUCAGGCUGUUGAUACAUAUUUAGUCAAUGAAGUCAGCUCCUCUGUAAGCAGACUAAAAGUGAGAAAGGAUGAGGAUAUGAAGAGAUUGGUAACCAACUUGGAGAUAAAUGAAGAGAUAGUUGAUAUUUUUAAGAACGUGGAAGCAAGAUGGAGAUUGAUUUUAAAACAUGAAAUGUCGGAUCAAGGUAGACAUGCAAAAUUUAUGAAAUCUUAUGAGCUAACUUUCAACAAGAAACAUGAACAGAUGGUGUUGAAUUCAUACUUGCCAUACAUUAUGGAGCGAGGCAAGGCUAUUAGAGAAGAAAGUAAGGUAAUCAAGCUAUAUCCAGUGGACUUUGAAUCUGGAGUCUCAGAAUAUACCUUCAAUUUUGAUCACCCAAUUACCUUUGAGACCCUUGCAGUUGAUUCGGAGCUUAAGAAAGCAGUAUUGGAUGAUUUGAACACCUUCAUGAACGCAGAGGAAUAUUACAGAAAUUCUAGCAAAAAAUGGAAACGUUGUUACUUGAUAUACGGUCCUCCUGGCACCGGCAAGUCAAGCUUGACCGCAGCAAUGGCUAAUCACUUAAAAUAUGACAUCUAUGACUUGGAUGUAUCAGAAUUCGACAAAAAUCCAGAUUAUUUAGAGCGCUGGUUGAUCCCUGGACUGCCCAGUCGAACUGUAGUCGUAGUUGAGGAUAUAGACUGCACUAUCAAGCCACAAAACCAAGGUGAAAAAAAGGUAAAGGUCUCGGAUAUACUUAAACAACUUCGGUUGUGCGCUGGAGAUGGACAGAUUGUUGUUUUCACAACCAAUCACAUAGACAUGCUCGACCCAGAAUUGUUGACUCCUGAUCUGAUGAACAUGCACAUUCACAUGCCAUAUUGCACCAUUUCUGCUUUCAACCAAAUAGCUUUCAACCAUUUCAAUAUUUCCCAUCACAUACUCUUCGAGGAGAUUGAAGGUCUUAUAAAGAAGGUUGGAGUUACUCUUGCAGAAAUUUCAGGAGAGCUUCUGAAGAGUAGCGAUGCUGAAGUUUCCCUCCAAGGCCUAAUCAAAUUUCUUCACAACAAGAUUGCUAAAUAUGACAAGUUCAAAGCUUAG
Populus nigra (black poplar) is the source of this 1287-nucleotide messenger RNA. RefSeq names its product AAA-ATPase At3g50940-like. Gene Ontology annotation, molecular function: ATP binding; ATP hydrolysis activity. Lineage: Eukaryota; Viridiplantae; Streptophyta; Magnoliopsida; Malpighiales; Salicaceae. The record is from RefSeq and is a predicted model, not a curated record. Bases 1 to 1287 code for a protein of 428 amino acids. The transcript has 2 exons.